Anopheles maculipalpis is the source of this 842-nucleotide messenger RNA. RefSeq lists its product as uncharacterized. The transcript has a single exon. Bases 16 to 837 code for a protein of 273 amino acids. The record is from RefSeq and is a predicted model, not a curated record. NCBI's taxonomy places the organism in Eukaryota, Metazoa, Arthropoda, Insecta, Diptera, Culicidae.
CUGCGAUCAUCCGCGAUGGCCGACGGUAUGUUGCAGCGAUUCAGCACGAUCGGUAGUGUGAUCAGUGGCAGUAGUAGUAGUAGCAGUACCAGCAUGCCACCGAUGGAUACGGCCAGCAUCACUCAGCGAAUUCAUCACGAAACAUCGCCAUUGCUUACUGGCGUAAAGUAUCCCGUCUAUGGGCCAGGAACUGGACCAGAUUUGUACGACGACGAGGCGGCGGAAUAUUGGCACGGAUCCGAUAACAAUGGAGCGGGUGGAUUUUUCCCCAGCUUUCUACCCUGGGGUCAGGGACCGCAAGGAGCAGCACAUCCAGUUCCUCCACCACCACCACCACCCCCACCGGCAUAUCCAGUGUAUCGUGGACCGUACGGUGGACCGUUUAACAAGGGCCUUCGCUUUAAGGGUGCCUCCGUCGCGGUGCUAACGCUGUUAGCUUUUCUAUUCUUUUUGAGCAUUCUGCAGAACUACAUUCGCGACUAUUCAACCACCUCGCAACCGACCGUCAUUUUGCUGUCCGCUGGUGCAACGAAGGAAAACUUACCGGUCUACCCGUACCGCAUUCGCCAAAAGGUAGGCCAGCGUGGCGAUGAACCACCAUCCCGAUUCGACGAUGAUGACGAUGCAGAUGCUCCGAUCGAUGAGGUUUCUGAGCAGAGCGAAGGGACAACCACCUCGGGAGGAUAUCGGGCACGGAUCAGGAAAGGACAUCAACGACCCCAUCAUAAGGGUAGCAGCGGCAGCAGCAGCAGCAGCAAAGCGGUAUCCUCGGGGAGUGUUUCGGCCGUACCGUCCAAUGCACCGUUCGGGGAUAUUUUCAAGGUAAACGGAUUGUGAGCUGC